CCCAGCUGCUGCACCAUGGAGGAGCCGGUGCCCUCUGUGGAGGCCUACGAGGCAGCCAUGGUGCUGAGCGGGGUGGGGGACGCGCUGGGCUAUCGGGGUGCCCGCUGGGAGUACUGCACCUCGGGCCCCCAGAUCCACGGCGAGCUGGCUGAGCUGGGGGGGCUGGCAGCCAUCAGCCUGGAGCCCCCCGAGUGGCCCGUCAGCGAUGACACCGUGCUGCACCUCGCCACCGCCGAGGGGCUGGCCACAGGCCUGGAGGGGGAACCCCUCCUGCAGGAGCUGGCUCAGCGCUACGUGGCCGCCAUGGGGGACAUGGAAGGACGCAAGCCCGGACCCAGCAGCAUCCUCGGCACCUCCCAGCUGCGGCCGGGGGAGCCCCAGGGCUAUCGCAUCCCCUUCAACCCCCGCGGCACCGGCUGCGGGGCUGCCAUGCGCAGCCUGGCCAUCGGCCUCAGGUACCCACACGCCUCAGAGCUGCCGACUCUGAUCCGGGUGAGCAUCGAGAGCGGGCGCAUGACCCACCACCACCCCACUGCCCCUGUCCCCACAGGGUACCUUGGAGCGCUGGCUGUGGCUCUCUUUGGGGCACUGGGGGCUCGAGGUGAGCCCCCAGAGCGCUGGGGGGCUGAGCUGCUGCGGGUCCUGCCCCUGGCAUGGGACUACGUGCAGGGCACCGGGCUGGCCCUGGAGGACAAUGCUGCUGCCUGGCCGUUCUUUGGGGACACGUGGCACCGGUACCUGGAGUCCCGCGGGCUCCUGGCAGGCGGUGGCCCUCCGCGGGUGCCACCGCUGCCGUCCCCAGCCGAGCGGGACACCGAGUACCUGCGCUGGGCUUUGGACGGCUGGGCGGGCCGCAGCGGCCACGAUGCGCCCAUGGUGGCGCUGGAGGCGCUGCUGGCAGCGGGGGACAGCUGGCAGGAGCUGUGUGCCAGGGCGGUGCUGCACGGCGGGGACAGCGAUUCCACGGGCACCAUCGCGGCGGGCUGCUGGGGGCUGCUGCGGGGGAUGGCAUCUGUUCCCCCGGGGCUGCACCAGCGCCUCGAGUACCGCGGGCGCCUCAGCGAGGCCGCCCGGAGGCUGCACACGCUGGCCUGGGGGGCACGGCGGUGAGAAAUGAAACCCUGGAGAGGAGAGCGCUUUCUCAGAGUAGUAAUUGCUAGCUGGUGUUAAUGACGUUGAUAGGGUCUUAAUUGGAAGUGUUGGUCUGUUGUUAAAUAUUGAAUGUUAGAGUUCUAGGACUUGCCUUUAGUUGCCGCGAUUAAGUGUUACUAUUUUACCUUGUGUUUGUAUCCCUUCCCAUUACACUCAGUAUUUGUACUCCUUUCCCGGAUUUGUAUCCCUUUUCUUCGGGAACCACUUCCCCUGCUCCCUUGAGGACUUGCACCCGGACUGAAUUUAAAUGAGAGGCUGUGGGAACUAUAUGAACCCUCUCAAAACAACAAACCAGCACAUAAACUAUGACUUUAACCCAGCAGAACCGCACUAAAUCACCCACCCUUGACCAGAGCCGGAUUCCGUCCUGCCGCCAUAA
Melozone crissalis (California towhee) is the source of this 1531-nucleotide messenger RNA. Its product is annotated as ADP-ribosylhydrolase ARH1-like. The record is from RefSeq and is a predicted model, not a curated record. NCBI's taxonomy places the organism in Eukaryota, Metazoa, Chordata, Aves, Passeriformes, Passerellidae. The transcript has 7 exons. The coding region runs from base 16 to 1110 and encodes 364 amino acids.